AUGCUCAAGUACAAAAGGAAGCCUCAUAUUAUUUCGCAUCUGGUCAUUAACGGAGAGAGUUGUGUUGACCAGAGCGUCAUCGGCAGCCACAUCGUGGAGUGUUUUUCGACGCUUUUCACCGAGAUCACGCAGGCUCCUUUAGAUAUUAUCAACGUGGAUGCGGUGUUGGAUCACAUUAUCUCUGAUCAGGCUAAUGAGAUGUUGUCAAUCAUUCCCGGAGAAGAGGAGAUAACAACUGCAGUCUUCCAAAUGGAUGCGGUUACCACUUUCUUCAUUAAAUCGUACCUUCCAAGCGGCUGCAAUGCUAAUACUCUGAUUCUCAUUCCGAAGAAGGACACGGUCACGACGGUUGCGGAUUUGCGUCCUAUUGUGCUUUCGAACUUUCUCUUCAAAAUCAUCUCGAAAGUGUUAGCGGCUCGCUUGAGCGUGGUUGCUGCUCAGUUUGUUUCCAAAAAUCAGUUUGGGUUUAUAAGGGACAGAUCGAUACAUGACUGCAUUGUGCUGGGUUCCGAGGGGUUUAACUACUUGAGAAGAUCUUGCGGGGGGCAGAAUAUGGCGUGUAAAGUGGAUAUCACAAAGGCGUUUAAUACGCUUAGAUGGGAUUUCUUGAUUAACGUGUUGAAAGUUUGUGGUUAUCAUCAUCGCUUCAUUAGGUGGAUUGAGUUCUGUAGAGGUGUUCCGUUUCCUACUCAUUUAUUAUAUGCUGACGACAUCCUGAUUUUUUGUAAGGCCACAAAGUCGAACGCUAAGACGUUCCGUAAAUUUUUGGACUUCUAUGGCUCGAUGUCUGGACAAAUUUUUAGCCCGGAAAAGUCGCACACUUAUUUCUCUAAGAAAGUCUCGACCCGAGUUAAGAGGCAGGUUAUUCGUGUGUUGCCGGUGUCUGCGGGAACCCAGCCCUUCUCUUAUCUGGGUGUUCCGAUUUUCUGCGGCACGCCCAGAGCUUCUCACCUUCGUCUGAUUCUGGAUCGUAUUAUAAAUAAAUUUGCUCGCUGGAAGGGGCUUCAGCUUUCUAUGUCGGGGAGACUUUGUUUGCUUAAUUCCGUGAUUAGCAGCUCGCUCACUCAUUCGAUGAUGAUGUAUCUUUGGCCUAGAGCGUUGCUUCGUGAGCUGGAUUCUAGGUGCCGGAAUUUCCUGUGGAGUGGCGACACUCGUAAAAAACCGUCGUGUUCAGUUAACUGGGAUAGAGUUUGCUCGAUCAAAGAGGAAGGCGGUCUUGGGAUUCGCUCUUUUGUUACUUUGAACUGGUGCUUCCUUUUGAAAAUGGCUUGGAAGGUCAUCUAG
Molecule: messenger RNA, 1284 nt
Organism: Salvia miltiorrhiza (redroot sage)
Lineage: Eukaryota; Viridiplantae; Streptophyta; Magnoliopsida; Lamiales; Lamiaceae
Exons: 3
Coding region: 1-1284 (427 amino acids)
Source: RefSeq, a predicted model, not a curated record